AUGGCGAAGUCAAACAUCACAUGGGAAUGUACAGAGUGCACCCAAAACAAGAGAAGAUCUAUUGUUCGAGAAAUCAGCUCAGAUGAUGAAGAUAACCCUGAUGAGGAUGAGAGAAUCACAAUUGGAGACAUUAUGAGGGAGAUGAGAAGUAAUCAUGAAAGAGUUACCAUGGAUAUGCAGAUCUUCCGUAGGGAGGUCACUCAGACUCUACAGUUUUUGUCGGACUCAUUUGAGGAACUGAAACAGGAGAACAAGUUGAUCAAGGAAAAAUUGGAAGGGGAGCAGAAAAAGUUAAAUAUUGCUAAUGCUAGGAUAAAAGUAUUGGAGGAAAGAAUGGAUGAGAUUGAACAGGCAAGUAGGAACAGGAACAUUAUACUGACUAAUGUGCCUACACAAGAAUCAGAAAAUACCAAUGAGCUGGUGCGAAAGAUAGUUCAAACUGUACAUGUUGACUUAAGUGGAGAGGAAUUUGUGUCAGCACGUAUUUCUAGAAAACCUAAUGCACCAAUCCUGGUCAAGUUGAAAACUGAAGAUACUAGAAGGAAAAUACUGGAAAAGCGUAAAACUUACGGAACACUGAGGAUGAAUGACUGUGGUUUUCAGCAGGAAAACAUCGUUUAUUUCAAUGAAGAUCUACCACGGUACAAACAAGAACUAUAUGCCAAGGCCAGGAAUUUCAAGAAGGAACAUCAAUAUGCUUAUGUAUGGGUGAAAGACGGGAAAAUAUUCAUCAGGAAAACCGAAGCAGCAAGACCACUUCAUAUUAGAUCGGAAAAGGAUCUAGAACACCUAGAUCAAUAA
Messenger RNA from Coccinella septempunctata (seven-spotted ladybird), 801 nucleotides. RefSeq lists its product as uncharacterized. The coding region runs from base 1 to 801 and encodes 266 amino acids. The transcript has a single exon. NCBI's taxonomy places the organism in Eukaryota, Metazoa, Arthropoda, Insecta, Coleoptera, Coccinellidae. The record is from RefSeq and is a predicted model, not a curated record.